Messenger RNA from Tetranychus urticae (two-spotted spider mite), 609 nucleotides. RefSeq names its product reactive oxygen species modulator 1. Gene Ontology annotation, biological process: protein insertion into mitochondrial inner membrane; protein import into mitochondrial matrix. NCBI's taxonomy places the organism in Eukaryota, Metazoa, Arthropoda, Arachnida, Trombidiformes, Tetranychidae. Gene Ontology annotation, cellular component: TIM23 mitochondrial import inner membrane translocase complex. The record is from RefSeq and is a predicted model, not a curated record.
CAUUUGAGCGUAUCUGUUUGGAUUUGCUUUUUGAGUAUCUUAAUCCUGUGAUAAGGUGAAAAUCAUAUUGUUUGCAUGCUUUAAAACGGUUUUAAAUUUGUUGAUUACUAAUUUUCAAUAGAUUGUGACUGAAUUUUUGAAAAUAUAUUCUGUAAGUUGAUUUCUCAAAAUGCCUGUUCCACAAGGUGUCCCUAAAGGUGAAUCACAAUGCUUACAAAGAGUUAAAAUGGGCUUUGCAAUUGGAUUCAUGGUUGGCAUGGGCUCUGGUUUUCUUUUCGGAGGUUUCUCUUCUUUCCGUGCUGGUCUUAGAGGAAUAAAUUUAUUAACUAAUACUGGUAAAGUAAUGGUUCAAGGUGGAGGAACUUUUGGUACAUUUAUGGCUAUUGGAUCAGCAAUUAGAUGUUAAUACUGUAAAAUCGAACUCUAGAGUAACCAAGAUUAAUUAUUCCUUGCCCGCUUUGAAACUGGAAAAAUCAGACUGUAUAAUUCGAUAUUUCAAUGUUCAUGCCUGUAGAAUGCCAAAUUUUGUACUUCGCUAUUCUUCAAGUACUAUUCUAGUUGAAGUGUUUUUUCUGAUUCUAUUUAAAUAACACUCUGUUUCAUCAACAA